UUUAGCCAAAACCAGCUGUGCGGCAACUCGUUUGGGUUAACGAACUAGUUUGGGCCGUUUUGCUGCACUUGCGAAUUCUCAUUUUUGAUAGUGCACCACAACGCGAGUACAUAUAUACAACCAGGGGUUCGGGGAGGAGCGGGAGGUGGUGGUGCGAUAGGAGAGGUGCCGAAAGCGGCGACGACUACUACUUAUACCAACGUACGUACACCGAGACACGUCGCUACGUCGCGCUUCGUCACUCGACUCGCCCUGCAGUCUCUCCCACAAUUUUCUGGGCGCUUUCCUGCAGUCGUCCCACGAACGUUGCCGCAAUUGGUCGUGAAGAAUCGGUUGGCGAAUGAAAUGACUGCCACGCCCCGCGUCCACUCUCGUCCCCUGGGAAAAACGCUGGCAUAUUGAACUGUGUGACUAGCCUAAGUUGUAAAAUCAAAUACCUAAAGGCCCAGCAAGUCGAGAGAAAUCUGAAAAUAGUGACAAGUUACUGGUGACAGAAGUAGUGCUCGAAUUUGUGAGAAAAACUGUGAGAAAACUAGAACCACAAAAUGCUGAAGCUCUUUAAAAAACCCAAAGACAAAAUACCCAAAUCGGAGAUCAUAACCGAGCCCAAGGAACCCAAAACACCGCCGGUCUCCAAGUGCGGCAAGCCACUGCAGUUGGACAACUCGCGAUGGGAGCGCCGCCUACACAAAGAGCUGAUGUCCCUGAUCAAGGAGCCGCCACCAGGCGUAACCAUCGACACCGAGAGCGUACAGCAAAAUUUAUCCGAAUGGAAAAUAAACAUUAAAGGUUUCGAGGGCACACUUUACGAGGGCGAGGACUUCCAGCUACUUUUCAAAUUCAACAAUAAAUAUCCCUUCGAUUCGCCAGAGGUGACCUUCAUCGGCACCAAUAUACCUGUGCAUCCGCAUGUCUACAGCAACGGACACAUCUGCCUAUCCAUUCUGACCGAGGACUGGUCGCCGGCGCUGUCCGUGCAGUCCGUGUGCCUUAGCAUAGCCUCCAUGUUGAGUAGUUGCCGCGAAAAGAAACGUCCGCCGGACAACACGAUCUACGUUAAAACCUGUAAUAAGAAUCCUAAAAAGACUAAGUGGUGGUACCACGAUGAUUCUGUUUAGUUCGAUGUGCCAUUUACGAAUACUGCCUGCUGAUGUUUGCUUUGCGCAUCCACCCAAAAAAAAAACAAAAAAUAACACCAUUAGCAAUAGAGAAGAAUAGCACGGCGAGAAUUCCCCAGAAGUCUAAGAAAUAUGGGACGGCGACCAAGCACUGCUCGUGAGUGGAGCAUACUAAAACCCAAGUGCACUCGGCUGCGAGCGCCAUGUGCAACAAAGCAAAUUAAGUUAACGUGAAACUUAUGAGUAGUGUUUGGCAAACAAUCGUGGCGCAUGCAACCAAUUCUAAUUAUAGCUAUGUAUAGUCAACAAAAGGCGUGUGCGAAAAACUAUUAUUAAAUGUUAACAUUUUAAUUAGAUUGUUAAGACCGAAAUUUACGUCUAAAUUAAAUGUUAUGCUACCAUUUAA
This is a messenger RNA of Drosophila erecta, 1524 nucleotides long. Its product is annotated as ubiquitin-conjugating enzyme E2 W. The record is from RefSeq and is a predicted model, not a curated record. Bases 546 to 1118 code for a protein of 190 amino acids. NCBI's taxonomy places the organism in Eukaryota, Metazoa, Arthropoda, Insecta, Diptera, Drosophilidae. The transcript is spliced from 5 exons.